Messenger RNA from Paramisgurnus dabryanus, 3034 nucleotides. RefSeq names its product ectonucleotide pyrophosphatase/phosphodiesterase 4 (gene enpp4). The record is from RefSeq and is a predicted model, not a curated record. Lineage: Eukaryota; Metazoa; Chordata; Actinopteri; Cypriniformes; Cobitidae.
ACGCCAUGACGUAAUGCGGUCAGUGUGUUUGAGGAAGCGGGAGAAACUGCAUCAGACGAACAAACGAGACUUUAUUAAUCUUAGAGUUUUAUCGGCGUUGGUUUAAUGUUAGUACAGUUAAAUGUUUUACAACAUUUUACAACGUCUCUAACCGAAAAGUGAAAGAAUAAACCCCUGGUUGCACAGGAGGAUGCAGAUCAGCGGUUAUCUGUUCGCUCUUUUGGUCUGGUGUGGAUUAACCUCUUCGGCGCCGACUGGAAAUGAAACGGGAUCUGGCGGCGAUAAGCCCCCGCUUCUUCUGGUGUCAUUUGAUGGCUUUCGAGCGGACUACCUUAAAAAAUACACAUUACCUAAUCUUGAGAAGUUCUUCUCCUGCGGUGUGCUUGUGAAGGAACUGACCAAUGUUUUUAUUACCAAAACCUUUCCCAAUCAUUACAGUCUGGUCACGGGUCUGUACGCAGAGAGUCACGGAAUUCUUGCCAGCAUGAUGUACGACCCGGUGUCGAACAUGAAUUUCUCUAUUCAAAACAGCUCCGAUCCUUUCUGGUGGAAUAAAGCCAAACCGAUCUGGGUGUCCGUGGAGGAAUCUGGGUACAGAGCGGCAUCUGCUAUGUGGCCGGGAACAAACGUAAAAAUUCAAAAUCACACGUUAGAAUACAAAUUCGACUACGACCCAAAAGUGAGCUUCAGAGAGAGGCUGGGAAACUUGACGGGGUGGAUAACGAAGAACAAAUCCGUCAAGUUUGCCUCUCUGUACUGGGAGGAACCGGAUCGCAGUGGCCACCAGUACGGACCGGAGGACAGCACAGAGAUGGCCCGGGUUCUGCAGGAGGUGGAUAAUCUCGUAGGUGUGUUGAUGGACCAUCUCAACGAAACUGGAUUAUGGGGGAAAAUAAACAUUAUCAUUACUAGUGAUCAUGGUAUGACUCAAUGUUCUGAAGAUCGACUUAUUAAACUGGAUAAUUGUGUCAGUCCGGACAGCUAUCGUGUGGUGGAUCUCACUCCUGUAGGUGCCAUUAUUCCACUGACAGAUAACUUGACUGUAUAUAAAAAUCUCUCCAGCUGUCACAAUCACAUGAAGGUUUAUUUAAAGGACGAUCUUCCUGAUAGACUCCAUUAUAAAAACAAUGUAAGGACGCAGCCAAUCAUUUUGAUGGCGGAUGAAGGCUGGACGAUUGUCAAAAAUGGCCGACUUCCACGAUUGGGCGAUCAUGGUUAUGAUAACACCCUUCCCAGCAUGCACCCCUUCCUGGCUGCCCAAGGCCCUGCCUUUCGCAAGGGCUACAAGAUGUCAAGUUUUAACAGUGUGGAUUUGUAUCCUCUCAUGUGCCACCUCGUGGGCGUCCUUCCGGAGCCCAACAACGGCAGCUUUGCACAUGUGCGCUGUAUGUUAGUCAAUGAGCAAUGCAAUGAGCUGGCGUUAGCAGUGGGUGCUGUGAUCGGGGUCUUAAUCAUCCUGACCACCUUUACCUGUCUGUUCAGACUGAUGAAGAACAGAGACGUUUCCUCUCCGCGUCCAUUUGCACGCUUGGAAUUAGAGGAUGAUGAUGACGACGAACCUCUACUGCAAUGAUGGACAACAUGCGUGUUAAGAGAGACAGGUACUCUUUUAGGACGAAUGGGAUUUCAAUUGAUUUAUGCGCAUGCAAAAUGUAAAAAGAAAAACGUUUUGUCAUUUACUUCGGCUUUUGGUCAUUCUGUGGCCAUAAAAUGAAAUGUUAGAUGAGGUUCAGACUGCUCCUCUUCAUUCAUUAUUUGAACGCUUUAUUGACUGCAUGUGUUCAGAUAAAGUCAAACUGGUUUGAAGCGACAUGACAGCAAAUAAUGACAAAACUUUUUUAGGUGAACUUUCAAUGCCACAAAUGGUGCAAGAAUGACAAUCAUAUUGAAAGUUUAAAGAAAAAAUUCAGCACAGUUACAGAGCCAGAAAAACAAAUAUAUGGCACAAAAAUGGUUGGUCAUUAUUAGCACUGAAAAACAAAGCCAGCUGCUCUCAUUUUAAGCCAUGAUAAGUAAAAUAUCCUUAUGAGGUCAAUAUCUUCAAUAUACCCUAGCAUCAGCUAUUCAAUUGUUUUAAACUUUUUAAGCUUUACGUUUUAGUGCUAAUGUUUUAACACAAAUAUAAAUGUUGCCAAUAAUUAAGAAACUGUCUAAAACUAUUGUUUAACAAUAGCAUGUAGCCGCUAACACGGAUUAAAAUAAAAACGCAUUGCGCAACUUAAAAUAUUAUUAUAAGCAUAUUUCUAAAAAGUGUUGCUUUGCAUUUUGUAACUAUGCAUAAUAUGUUACUGACUUGAUCACGCUUUAACAUUUCAUAAGAUGUAAAGGAGAAGAACACGAGCAAUAAUAAUAAUAAUAGCUUUACUGUACUUGAAAACAGACUUUACCUGUAAUGACUAUGAAUUUUUAUUUAGUAAAUGACUCCAUACUGUAUAUCUGUUGUCACUACAGAAAAUGCACAAGAGACUUCAUUUAAAAAGUUAUUUUUGUUAUUUUAUUUUUGUUAAAGAAGCAUUGUCUUUACAGUAGAGACAGAUAUGUUGUUUUGUCUGUACAGGAAUAAGUCUCACAUUUCUUUUUAUAACCCUAAAGAUGUGUGUGUUUUUUUGCAUUUAUAUUAUAGAAUUAUGCAUGAUGUAAGAAGGUUGAAUGUUUAACUGCACUGCACAUAAUGUAAAGUUAGUUUUGCUUUUGUUGCUUAUUGCACUAUAAGGGUUCAGAAAUCUUUAAGGGAGAAGGUAACCUUACGCUUCUGAUGGUGUUUUGUUAUGCGUGAUAAUGAAUAUGUAUAUUUAAGGAAAUUAUAUUUUUCUAUUUAAUUAAUGAUAGGUGUGCUUUUCACAUUUUUGUUGCUGGUUAUAGUGGGAAAUUAUGUCCCUUUUUACUUUGUGUUUUAUUAUAUAUGUCAUGCAUUGAAUGUUGAAUGUGACUUCACAAAGAAGUUUUAGGACUCCUGCACUGAACUUUGGCUCAGGUUUUAAUGACCAAAAACCUGUUAUUGAGUUACUGAAAUAAAUGAAUUUAUCAUUGCUUA